This is a messenger RNA of Durio zibethinus, 2386 nucleotides long. Its product is annotated as bifunctional purple acid phosphatase 26-like. Gene Ontology annotation, molecular function: metal ion binding; acid phosphatase activity. Lineage: Eukaryota; Viridiplantae; Streptophyta; Magnoliopsida; Malvales; Malvaceae. The record is from RefSeq and is a predicted model, not a curated record.
AUUUAAAAUAUUUUUCUUUAAAAAAAAAAAAAGACAAGAAAUAGUAACCUUGAAAACGGUCAACGACCAUCGGAUUAUAGAUUCCGCUUCCCCCGCUCUCCUUCUCUUUCUUUGCGACAUUUCUUACAGAUUGACCGAAUUGGAGUUGUUUCAUAACUUGAUUCAUGAACACACAACAGUGGUGCUGAUGGCUCCCGAAGUGCAGUUCAAAUUGUUUGAACUUUUACUCAAAUUGUUUCUUAUCCUAGCCUCGGUGAAAAAGGGAAGUGCGGGAAUUACAAGUACUUUUACUCGUUCACAAUGGCAAUCUUUUGAUCUCCCUCUUGAUCACAAAGUAUUUGCAAUUCCUAAUGGUUACAAUGCUCCACAACAAGUGCAUAUUACACAAGGUGACUAUGAUGGAAAAGCAGUAAUAAUCUCGUGGGUUACAGCUGAUGAACGAGGGCCCUCCAAAGUCCAAUAUGGAACAUCAGAGAAGAAAUAUGAAUUUAGUGCAGACGGCACAGUGUCAAAUUACACCUUUUACAACUAUAAAUCUGGCUAUAUUCAUCAUUGUCUUGUUGAUGGUCUAGAGUAUGAGACAAAGUACUAUUACAAGAUUGGAGUAGGUGACUCAUCUCGAGAAUUUUGGUUUCAAACACCUCCAGAGAUUGGCCCAGAUUCUCCUUUUACAUUUGGAAUUAUUGGUGAUUUGGGUCAAACUCAUAAUUCUCUUUCCACUCUGGAGCAUUACAUGCAGAGUGGAGGACAGACUGUCUUAUUUCUUGGUGAUCUCUCUUAUGCUGAUAGAUAUCAAUACAAUGAUGUUGGUGUUCGAUGGGAUUCAUGGGGUCGCUUUAUUGAGAGAAGUGCUGCUUAUCAACCAUGGAUUUGGUCAGCUGGGAAUCAUGAGAUAGAAUACAUGCCAGAUGUGGGAGAAGUUUUUCCAUUUAAAUCAUACCUACAUAGAUUCAGUACGCCUUAUUUGGCAUCCAGAAGCAAUAAUCCUCUUUGGUAUGCUAUCAGACGGGCAUCAGCUCAUAUAAUUGUCCUAUCCAGCUAUUCCCCUCAUGUGAAAUACACACCUCAAUGGCAGUGGCUUCGAGAUGAGCUAAAAAGAGUGGACAGAAAGAAGACGCCCUGGCUUAUUAUUCUCAUGCAUGUCCCCAUCUACAAUAGUAACCAAGCUCACUUUAUGGAGGGAGAAAGUAUGCGUGCAGUCUUUGAGCGCUGGUUUGUUCGUUAUAGAGUUGAUUUCAUCUUUGCUGGCCACGUCCAUGCCUAUGAAAGAUCAUAUCGCAUCUCAAAUAUCCGCUAUAAUGUAUCAAGUGGUGACCGCUAUCCUGUGCCUGAUAAAUCAGCUCCAGUGUACAUAACAGUCGGUGAUGGAGGAAAUCAGGAAGGUCUUGCUGGAAGGUUUUGGGACCCACAACCAGAAUAUUCUGCAUUCCGUGAAGCCAGCUACGGUCAUUCCACAUUGGAGAUAAAGAACCGAACCCAUGCAUUCUUACACUGGCAUCGAAAUGAUGACGGGCAAAAAGUUCCAGCUGAUUCUGUAAUAUUCCUCAAUCGACACUGGUUCUUUUACAGGGCAAGCAAUCUUCGGAGGAGGAGGCUCGAGAAGAAUCGUCUUAAGGCCAGAGGAGAAAUCAAUUUCUGAAAUCAUUUAGUCAAGCUUUGUUCAUCCUUUGAAUCCAUUUUAUGGCAUUAGCAUCUCCAUAUCCCUUAGUGCAUGAUGGUCUAAUGAAUCCGUUAAAUUCACCACUAUAUCAUAGGAUCAUGUGCCAUGCGGUCGACUUGGAUUUCAAGCAGUCCAAAUGCCUUGGGAAACACUUCUUGUAAUUUACACAGCAUUAUCUUAGGACAAGGUUUUUACCAUAUUCUUUUUUGGAUACUUAAUUAGUCAAAUAUGGUUUCUUGUAUAGGUCAUUUUUUAUUAUUCAUAGAAUAAAACAUAGCAACAACUUCCUACAUAAUUGGUUACAACAACAAAAUACUUUAUCUACAAAAAAAAUUUUCAUUUCAAGGUAGAAAAGGCAAGGAUUAGUGUUGGAAGCUAUACCUGGAGACAGAAUCUACGACUCGUCUUCAUCUACAAGAAAAUCGGAAUUUUUAUUAAAAAUGCUUUACAUGGUCUUUAAAUUCUCUUCAUUCCAUCAUCUUCCUUUGCAAUCACAAGUCUCUUCUUUAUCUACAAUGCCUUUUUUUUUCAUCAAAAUUUAUCGUAGCUUUAAUAGAAAAUAACAUAUAUGAUCAUCUACAAAGACGAAAACAGCAGCCUGACAUCCAUUUCCUCAACGUUAGUUUAUACAGCUUGCAGAUUAGCUAGCAUUUGUUCUGCUACUCAUCAAUGCCAGGGACGAGAGGAGAUCAAUGAUGUUGGUCAGGAAAAUUUUUCAUUGUUUCU